GUAAGUGUGUGUGUAAGUGUAUGAAGUGUUGGCACAGUUGUGUUAUGGGUUGAGCAGUGCCUGACAGCCUACGGGCAAUGACCUGACGGCCUGUCGACGUCACCCGCAAUGACCCGCCUCUCGCCUCGUAAUGCAAUAGAGGGUCAACACUGAACACUGCAUACAACUAUAGGUUAGCAUUGAUUGCAUUAGAGUUGAGUCUCAUUUGAUUUGUGAGUCCAUUGAAGGCAUUACACAAUACAUGACUUGUUGUGUGUCUAAUGCGUCGCACAUUUCAUGAACAGCACAACCAUUUGGUGACCAUUUUGUGACCAUUUUGUGACCCAUUGUCACCAUUACUGUCAUCACUACUCCAUACAUACACCAAACAUCACGAAAUGGUAGUCGAGUUAACAUCAAUAGUGGUUCCAAGUGGUGAUCAAGUGAGACAUCUUCAACAUAAUACUGUGGCCUUCAUUGACUCUACCAGUGCUCCCAUUGGAAAGGGAUCUCUCUAUAUAUCAACCGAAAGACUGUUGUGGGUCACAGAUAACGGACAGGGAUUUUCAUUAGAGUAUCCAAUGAUCGCAUUACACGCCAUCUCAAGAGAUUUAACUAACUUUAACAGUGAAUGUCUAUAUUUGAUGACUGAAGAGUCCAACGUGAGUGACACCGAGUCAACCGAUGGCAGCGAUUCCCGUAAUAAUGAGAUCCGUUUCGUACCCGAAGACAAAAGUCAGUUAGAUAUCAUGUUUAAAGCUAUGUCUGAAUGUCAAGCAUUACAUCCCGAUCCCAAUGACUCUAUUUCUGAGGACGAAGAAGAAGGUGAUGAAGAAGAAGGCGAUUAUAAUAAUGAAGAGAUUUUUGAAGACGCGGAUAACGAUCAAACUAAAAGUAAUGGCGACACCAAUUGUGACGAUACAGCAGCACAUGUUGUCUAUGAUGUGGCUUCUGCUGAACGAUCACGAGGUGUACCCCCAAACCUAAUGAACAACAACUUGAAUAAUGCUACCAAUGAUGACGAACCCAUGGAAGUUGUUGGACAGUUUGAUGACGCAGACAAUGACCAAUAA
Molecule: messenger RNA, 1052 nt
Organism: Oppia nitens
Lineage: Eukaryota; Metazoa; Arthropoda; Arachnida; Sarcoptiformes; Oppiidae
Gene: icln
Product: methylosome subunit pICln-like
Exons: 3
Coding region: 378-1052 (224 amino acids)
Biological process (GO): cell volume homeostasis; spliceosomal snRNP assembly; chloride transport
Cellular component (GO): plasma membrane; spliceosomal complex; cytosol
Source: RefSeq, a predicted model, not a curated record